AUUCUGGGGAAAGCCCGGUCUGAUUAGAAGGGACGGCAUUCAUCCCACCCGGGAUGGUGCAGCUCUUAUGUCUAGAAAUCUGGCCAAUGUUAUUAGACACUCCCCCUGACAAUGCAGGGUCCAGGCCAGGAUGCAGAGCUGUAGUUUAACAGGGCUGGAGGCGAGGCUUAGUCAGUUAGAGGUGCCUAGCAAAAUAGAAGUGGUUGCAGUUCCCCGCCCUCCAAAAGUUCACCAGGUGCAGCGUUAUAGAGGCGUUAACCAAGAUAACCUUGUAAAAAUUAAAACCAAUGCACAUUUGGUACCAAUUACAGACCGAAAAAUUAGAUGCGGACUACUAAAUAUACGAUCAUUAAGCUCUAAGUCUCUGUUAGUAAAUGAUAUAAUUACAGAGAGCAGGAGUGAUAUUUUCUGCUUAACAGAAACAUGGUUACAGGAGGAAGAGUAUGUUAGUUUGAAUGAAUCAACUCCGCCCGGCUACUUUAAUCAUCACAUUCCUAGAAGCACGGGCCGAGGCGGAGGAGUCGCAGCAAUUUAUAACUCCGGUCUCCAAACAAAAAUUGAACCCAAGUGCAACUAUAAUACAUUUGAAAGCCUCAUGCUUGGUCUGAAAUUUCCGAGCCGGAAAUCAGAGAAGCCAGUUGUGUUAGUGGUAGUGUACCGGCCCCCUGCUGGUGCGUAUCUGGAGUUUUUGUCUGAAUUUUCAGAUUUCCUUUCUGGAUUAUUGAUCAGCACAGAUAAAUUCAUCAUAGUGGGUGAUUUUAACAUUCAUAUGGAUGUUGAAAGCGAUAAUCUUAAAUUAGCCUUCGAUUCUCUUCUAGAAUCAAUGGGUAUCUCACAAAAAGUGGAUAAACCGACGCACUGUUUUAAUCAUACUCUCGAUCUCGUUCUCACCUACGGUGUUGAAACUGAUGGUCUGUUGGUGUCACCUGUAAACUCCCUUUUAUCCGACCAUUACUUAAUAACGUUUGAAUUUAAUUUUGUUGAUGUUGAAGUGCAAAAUAGGAGGUAUUAUUUUAGCAGAUGUUUGUCUGAUGAAGUUAUUGUUAAAUUUAGGGAGGCCAUUGCUUAUCUUACGACAGUGCGAAAUAGUGAUGUAGUCGAGGCCAGUGACCUGGGUUCUACCUCUGCAGAUGUUGAUUUCCUUGCUAGUAACACUGCUGAUUUGUUGCAUUCAGCUUUAGAUGAAGUUGCUCCUUUGAAAAGGAGGGUUUCUAGCCACAGGAGCUUAACUCCCUGGUACAAUUCAGAUAUCCGCAUGUUGAAACAAAACGUGCGUAAAAUGGAAAGGAAGUGGUACUCUUGUAGGUCUGUAGACUCUCAUCGUGAAUGGAAAGAUAUUCUAAUAGUAUAUAAAAAAGCCAUUCGCAAAGCCAGAACAGCUUAUUAUUCAACGCUGAUAGAGGAUAACAAAAGUAACCCACGUUUUCUGUUCAGCACUGUAGCCAGGCUGACAAAGAGUCACAACUCUGUUGAGUUCGACAAUGAUGUUUUUGUCAGCGUGAUCCUGUUUCUGCGCUCUGCUGCCUCGGUCACCUGUCACGUGACCUGCUCUUACGCUGCUCUGUCAGUGCAGCUGCUGUUGGAAAACGCACGGAAGAGACGUGGCCUUGACGGCAGCGCAUGUUGA
Molecule: messenger RNA, 1627 nt
Organism: Cololabis saira (Pacific saury)
Lineage: Eukaryota; Metazoa; Chordata; Actinopteri; Beloniformes; Belonidae
Exons: 4
Coding region: 131-1627 (498 amino acids)
Molecular function (GO): catalytic activity
Source: RefSeq, a predicted model, not a curated record